AAGUCAUCAUUCUCACAAUAACCUAUACAUAUACGAUAGUACUGCUGGCUGCACGGACCUGCGUCAGCCGCGUGGGCCUGUGCCCGGUGGACUGGCUGCGGGCUAAGCCGCAGCGAUUGGAGCGCUAAGUGUCGCUUAACCCGUGUGCUCGUGUACAGAUCCAUAGCACGGGACAUACCAAGAGGCUCUGCGAGGAAUCAAGCCUCAGCUGCUGCGAAUUGGUUACCCAAACUGAUUCUAGGGAUCAUCCACAGCUGACAGGGAUCCAGAUUCCACCAAUGCUAUGGUCUAUCUAUAUCUCCGUAGCGGGUCAAGCUGCCGCCCCCGGAGGGUAUUGCAACAUGACUAUAUAAGGCGGUUCUUUUCUUCUUCUUCUCCAGGAUCCCAGAACCCAGACAAGCAACUCCAACCCCAAUCCUCACUACUUACCUAUCCAUUGCAGAUAAACCAUGGGCUCAACACAACCCAGCCUCGAGAGCCUGGGCGCGACCAUCGCCGACCUCACCCACUCUCUCGCCGGUCAGCUCAACGCCGCGGGGCAACCGCAGCCAUCCUUCGCAGCAAAUGCGGCAGCCUCCAUGCCCCCAGACCCAAAGAUCCAGGACGCUCGCAUGAAGCUCCUAGAGACUCUUGAAACCCUGCACCAUUUAGUGACAGGACCCAGCGACUUCUGGUUCCAACAGAGCCUGUUUCCAAACCACGCCCUUCUCACCUUCGACGUCUUCAACACCUUCAACCUCUGGGCCGCAGUGCCCCUCCACGGCUCCGCCAGCUACGCCGACAUCGCCCGCUUCACCGACCUCCCCGAACCGAUCGUGCGCCGCUUCCUCCGGCUCGCCUUCACCAUCUUCGUCUUCGCCGAGGAAGGGGCUCCAGGCAACGAGCGGGUCGUGCACACCGCCGCCUCCGCGCAUAUGGCGCGUUUCCCGUACGCGCAGGCCUUCCUCGCCCAUAAUCUGGAGGAUGUGCGGCCCGCCGCGACGGUGGGGGUGGAGGCGUUGAAGAAGUGGUUUGUGGGGCGUCAUGGGGAGGCGCUACCCCAAGAGGUCACAGCCUGCGCAAUCCCGCUGGCGACGGAUCAUGAUGGCCGGCAGCGGGGCACGGAUCUUUGGGAGUUUUUGGAGAAUUUCGAGCGGCUGCCCGACCAGCCGAGGGGGUUUCGGGCGAAGCGGUUUGCGGAGGCGAUGCAGGGUUUGCGGGAGACGAGUGGAGUCAUGACUGAGGGGGUGCUGAAGCGGUUUGACUGGGGUGGGUUGGGGGAGGCUACUGUUGUGGAUCUCGGAGGUUCAGCCGGACACAUCAGCGUCAUCCUCGCCGAAAACUAUCCCAAGCUCAACCUGAUCGUCCAGGAUCUCGCCGCGGCCCAGUCGGCCUUCGAGGCGAAUAUCAGCUCCACGCCGUUCGGGUCCCGCAUACAGUUUCGUAUUCAUGACUUCUUUGACCUGCAGAGUUGUCCCGCGGAUGUCUUCCUGCUCAAGUCGGUCCUGCAUGACUGGUCCGACAAGUAUGUGCGGCAGAUUGUGCGGAACCUGCUGGGAGUGCUGAAGCCGGGGAAUCACUUGCUCGUCUUUGAUUUCGUGGUGCCCGCGGAGUAUGACGAUGCCCAGAACAAGCUGGCGAUUCCAUUGCCGGUCAGGAAAUCGGUCGCGGCCAUGGAUCUACAGAUGCACGUGGCGUGUAACUCGAAAGAGCGGACCAUCCACGACUGGACAGAUGUGAUUAAGCAAGCCGAUGAUCGCUUUGACUUGCGGGAGGUUUAUCUUCCUGCCGGAUCGCCGUUCGGGAUCCUCGACUUUGUGUUUCGGGGAUGA
Messenger RNA from Aspergillus uvarum CBS 121591, 1811 nucleotides. RefSeq names its product O-methyltransferase. The coding region runs from base 450 to 1811 and encodes 453 amino acids. The transcript is spliced from 3 exons. The record is from RefSeq and is a predicted model, not a curated record. Gene Ontology annotation, molecular function: O-methyltransferase activity. NCBI's taxonomy places the organism in Eukaryota, Fungi, Ascomycota, Eurotiomycetes, Eurotiales, Aspergillaceae.